Molecule: messenger RNA, 1458 nt
Organism: Durotheca rogersii
Lineage: Eukaryota; Fungi; Ascomycota; Sordariomycetes; Xylariales; Xylariaceae
Exons: 3
Coding region: 293-1360 (355 amino acids)
Source: RefSeq, a predicted model, not a curated record
GGCCUAUGGCUGUUUAGUCGAAUAGGUAUAUCAUACGUACUAAUUACACUCCUUCCUACCUCGGGGUUUACCUAUCAAAAGAAUCAUUUUUACCUAGAAGUAGAAUGCAACUCCGUACUUACCUACCCCACAGUUAAAUGUGUCAGCCAAAUGUGCCACUUACCCUACCUAGGUAUAUCAGCUGAUUAUAAAGUCCUUCCCAAAGAACACAGAUAACCCCGCGCCCAUCCAAACCACCCCCAGCCCCAAACUGUUCAACUCAUCCCGUGUGCGUAUAGUGACAUUAGCACGAAUGGAGUCCCAAGCCACGCAAAAGCCGGCGGACAUACACGACCUGGAGGCCAAGUUUCAGCGUCUUUCGUUCGCUAAUCUUGGGGAGGGCCCGCAUCGCGAUAUCCUCACCCGGGCCAUUAGAAACGUGCUAUCGACCGACAUUGCGGAGAUCACUUUAGCGCAGAUUGUUGACGGGCUACCCCUAUCCGAGGUUGAGAGAGACGCCUACACUGGUAGCGGCUAUCUGUGUGGGGAUCACCCUCUACACAAGACGCAUAAGCAGCUCUGUCCUGGGGCCCUGGAGAAAGCCCGACAGCUCUAUGCUGACUUCGACGUUGAUUCGCUCCAGAUUAGCUCCAAGCUUCUUCACGAAUACAAGAUUUCUUCCCCGGGCUCGAGGGCAUUCCAGACGAGGCUCAUCGAGCUAGCUGCGGUGUCGAUCCACCAAAUUGCCGUCCAGCUGUAUAAGCUGGGCACCAGCUUCCACAAGGACGACGGCAUUGCUACCUGGGAGCCACAAAAGGAUCAUUUCUUAUUCUGGCAUUAUAACCCCGACGGGGCGCCGCCUACGCUGUUCCAGCACAGGCAAUACCGCUACUACGACCAAUAUCCUGACGGAGUUGCCGACGGCGUCGGGUACUGGGCCGAAUCCCGCAUUUUUGGAGGCGUUGUGUUAUUUGACAGGCGCGAACCCGGUUCCGCCGAUGACGUUGACCCCGAAGCCGUGUACUUGCACCCAGAGCGGAAAUUCUCGACUUACCGCAUCUACCGGCUUCUCGACAGCCAGAAGCGAAAGCUCUCGCAAUUUCUGCUCUCGGAAGCUCCCCUCCCUGGAACUUCCCCCCUGCCCAUUUUCGGGGACAAAAAUAAUCGCUGGAGGGUCGACCCGGAGGAGCCAGUCGAGACGACGGGCAUAUACCGGGAUCUGUGGGAGCGGAAGCCGCUGGGGAAAGACGACCCGGAUCUCCGGCUCCGAGACGUGAUAGACACGAUAGACUACCCCGCCGAAGAUGAUCUACGCCAGGCACAGGAACGCGCCGCAAUUAGGAGGGAAAGGAAUUGGCUUGAAGAAUGUAACCGCCAAUGAGCUAUUAAUAUCAUAUGCUGUUUAGGAGAGGAUCGACCUCGGGCCAAGGUCCUGGGGUUUGAGAAUAGAUGUAACCCCUAACAAGCAGCAAAUAAUAC